Molecule: messenger RNA, 2034 nt
Organism: Chenopodium quinoa (quinoa)
Lineage: Eukaryota; Viridiplantae; Streptophyta; Magnoliopsida; Caryophyllales; Amaranthaceae
Exons: 3
Coding region: 22-2034 (670 amino acids)
Biological process (GO): DNA transposition
Molecular function (GO): transposase activity; DNA binding
Source: RefSeq, a predicted model, not a curated record
GAUUCCAAUACAGGUAGAAAAAUGGCCGACAACGAAGAUGGAUUAAUUGAUAUAGUAUUUAGAGUAGGGGGUGCUUUUGUUACUAAACAAGUGUCAAAAUCAAAGCAUUUGCUUUGUUGGUGUGGUGGGUUAUGUUAUUGGAGGAGGGAUGUGGUAGUGGAUAAGAUAGAUUUGCAUUAUUUGAGGGUAGCUGCUGUGCAUGGGUUUGUGAACUUUAAUGUCCAUGUCCCACCUAACUACAGACUUUGGUAUAAAGAAAGAGGUAGGACCUUUAACACAGGGAGAAGGGAGUUAGUAAAUGAAGAGGAAGUGAAGGGGCUGUUGGAGACAGUGAAUGGGGAAGGGUAUGUUGAAGUAUUUGUGACUGCUAAUGAAACAUUAAGGCCCAUACAUGAGAUCCAGGCCCAGUCCACUCCAGUAAAGGCUGAGAGAAAGGGGAAGAAAAGUUCAGGUAAGCCUGCUGUAGUUAGGAAGAGCCCAAGAAUUAACAAAAAUGAGCCUAAGGUGAGGGAGGGUGAAGAAUCUCCUAAACCUAGAUCUAGACAGGGGAUAGAAAGGGUUGAAGGGGUUUCUGCUGAGAUUAAGGGGGUUCCUGGUAAAGGGAAGUUGUUGAGUAAGGGGAAACAAAAGGGUAAAGCUAAGCUUGAAAGGGGUUCUGGCAGUGUGAAGGUGUUGGAUAAGGGAAAGGGAAAAAAAAAAUCUGUAGGCAAAGGAUUGAUUUUUGAGGAUAGUAGUGAGGGCAGUGAGACUGGGAGGGAAGAUGAUUUUUCUUCAAGUGAUGGGAGUGAGAUUGACAUAACUUGGGAGCAUGGAGAGGAGGAGUAUGACAGUGGGGAUGAGAGGUGGUUUGUGCAGAAUUCUGAAGAAAUUUUAGCUAAGGUAACAAGAAGUCUUGGGAAGCAGUUUGACGUACAUGAUGAGGGGGUUUCCAAGGAUCCAAAGGCAAGGUUGACAGAUAACUUGGAUGUGAAUGAGGUACAACUACAAGAAGAAAUUGAGGGAGAAUCUGAUGACCUAAGGAGCUUGGAUGGUUCAUCUGAUGAAGAGGACAAAAGUCCAUGGUUUAAUGACAAAUCUGACUUCUCAAAGCCUGUUGUACUUGUUCAUAGGCUUAGGUUUAGCAAUGCUACAGUGUUGAGGAAAGCUUUAAGAGUGCAUGCCAUACAGAAUAGGUAUGAGUACUAUUUUUUACACAAUGAUAGUACUAGGAUUACUAUUCAGUGUAGGAAUAGGUGUGGGUGCAAGUUUGACACAAAGACAAGUAGGAUGCCUUUGUGUAUAUGCAGGGGUGGAGUGAAGUGUAGUUUCAAGAUCCAUGCUACUAAGUUAAAAAGACAACAGACUUGGCAAAUAAAAACCAUGAAGUUGGAGCAUAAAUGUGUGAGAAGCAGGGAGAACAAGAAGGUCACAGCAGAGUUCAUUGCUGAGAGGUAUCUUGAGGAUUUCAGAACUAACCCAUCAUGGAAGGUUAAGCAAAUCAAGGAUAGGGUGCUUCAUGACUUGGGGGUAGAAGUGACCUACUACAGGGCUUGGAUGGCAAGAUGUAGAGCUAAGUUGAUCAUUUUUGGUUCAGCAAGAGAGCAAUAUGCUAGGGUAUGGGAUUAUGGGAAGGCUGUAAUGAAAUACAACCCUGGGUCUGGUUGUAAUGUUGUGAUUGAUGGCAUUGAAAAGCCUGAGCCUCCCUUGUUUAUGAGGAUGUUUAUUUGUUUAAGGCCUUUGAAGCAUGGGUUCUUGAAGGGUUGUAGGCCAAUUAUAGGGGUGGAUGGCUGCCACUUGAAAGGAGGUUAUCCAGGCCAGAUUUUAGUUGCAGUCUCCAAGGAUGGGAACAACAACAUUUACCCCAUUGCUUGGGCAACUUGUGAGGUUGAAAACAGGGAGACUUGGGUCUGGUUUCUGGAAUCCUUGAUGCAAUGCAUUGGAAGUGCAGAUGGGGCAGGCUUCACCUUCAUGUCAGACAGGCAGAAGGGACUGGUUGAAGCUCUGUCUGAAGUUGUGCCUAAUGCAGAGACUAGGUUCUGUGUUAGGCACAUUUAG